ACACGCAAUGGACAGUGGGGGAAAUAAUGAGCUAGCGCGGUGGCCUUCGGUCGAUCGGGAGAGCAUCGAAAAGAUCAAACAGUGGUUGUCCACCCAAGAGCAUCUACCACAACUUCAAGAUCACGAAAUAGCUCUAUUUCUGCAUGCCAACUAUGGCAACGAAGAAGCGACCCAGCGCACUAUCGAGAACUAUUACACGCUGCGGACGAGCCAUCGGGAAUGUUUUACAGACCGGGACGUGUUUAACGAUGCGCUACAAACGGCACUCAGAAUCAUGAUGUUUACCACGCUGCCAGGUGAAACGAAGGAAGGCUAUAAAAUGGUGUACACACGCUUGCUCAUCACCGACGCUUCCGAAUUCAAUCACCCGCAGAUUCUAAAGCUCAUGACCAUGUGUCUCGAUCUGUGGGUAAAGCUGGAAGGCAAUGCAAACGGGCACAUUAUGCUAACGGAUAUGCAGGGGAUGCAUCUGGGCCACAUGACCAAGCUGAACAUGGGAGCGUCAAAGAAACACAUGUUUUACGUGCAGGAAGCAUUGCCAAUUCGACUCAAGCAAAUUCACUUCGUAAACGUGGUACCGUUUAUGAAUCGAAUCAUGUUUCUUAUGCGCCCAUUUUUGCGCAAAGAUGUGCAGGAGAUGAUCAAUAUGCAUGUAGACAUCGAUACGCUUCGAAAAGUCGUACCUGUUGAGAGCCUUCCAAAUGAGUAUGGUGGCACUGCCGGAACGUUCCAGGAACUUCACGAAUCCUUCAAGGACAAACUGUACGCCAACAGUAAUUGGUUUCGUAGCAUGGAGUCCCGAUAUUUGGUCGAUGAAGAAAAGCGUAUCCCGAAACCUAGAAGGUACAUGUUUGGGCUGUUUGGUUAGCA
Molecule: messenger RNA, 870 nt
Organism: Anopheles maculipalpis
Lineage: Eukaryota; Metazoa; Arthropoda; Insecta; Diptera; Culicidae
Product: alpha-tocopherol transfer protein-like
Exons: 5
Coding region: 8-868 (286 amino acids)
Cellular component (GO): membrane
Molecular function (GO): phosphatidylinositol bisphosphate binding
Source: RefSeq, a predicted model, not a curated record